Colossoma macropomum (tambaqui) is the source of this 838-nucleotide messenger RNA. Its product is annotated as kallikrein-4-like. The record is from RefSeq and is a predicted model, not a curated record. Gene Ontology annotation, molecular function: serine-type endopeptidase activity. Gene Ontology annotation, biological process: proteolysis. Bases 59 to 838 code for a protein of 259 amino acids. NCBI's taxonomy places the organism in Eukaryota, Metazoa, Chordata, Actinopteri, Characiformes, Serrasalmidae. The transcript is spliced from 5 exons.
AUUCAGUAAAUGAGAGAAAGAACACCUCAGGCUGGACAGUCAGUUCUCUCCUGCUAUAAUGAUACAAUCAAGAAAAAUGUUCAAAUACACUGCUGCGUUGUUGUUUACAGUAUCAGUAAGUGUGGUGUCAGUUGAGCUGUGGAAGCGUUUGAUCCUGGGGAGAGACUGCAGUGAUGAACAGAGACUUCAUCACGUUCAAGUGGUCUAUGAGAGAAAGGGGUCAAAGUCAGGGGCCUGUGGGGGAACUCUAAUCCAUAAGCAAUGGGUCCUGACUGCAGGACACUGCUAUAAGGGAGCUGAAGGGAUUUUGAAGGUCAUUGUGGAUGUCCACCCAACAAACUCAAAAGUCAACAAAACUCUCACCAUUCCUCAUGAAAAUAUAAAGAAAUACAGCGAAACUCUGUCAGAUGGUGACAUCAUGUUGCUGAAGCUUCCAGAAAGUGUGGAGAAUAUCAAACCUGCAAAACUUCCAGAUGUUCCUUGUACACAUCCACCUGCUGGAGACAUACUGCAGGUAGCAGGACAUGGAUCAGCAUCUAAGAUCUAUGGAAAAGCUGAAGCACAUCUGAAGUGCUUGGAUGUUUCGGUCGUCUCUUGUCAAAACCUGAAAAACACUGUGUUUGAACAUGACAAGCACGUCUUCUGCGGCGUCAAUCUUCCAGAUCAGCCAGUGAUUGACAGCUGUGCGGGGGACUCUGGAGGAGGCCUGCUGCUGAUGGGGGAGACAGACGUGGUGUUUGGGGUGCUGAUAGGAGGUCGCCGGGGCGGGUGUGGAGGACAGAUUGUUUUUACUGAUGUCUGUAAAUACAGGGUGUGGAUUAAAGACCUCUUAGACUGA